UUGAAAAUGGCCUACCCUUUAUGCCUUUAUCAUUAAUUAUGAUCUUACAUGUUCUUUAAAAACUUUCCCAAUAUUUCUAAACUAUAUAAUAAAAAGAAAGAAACAAGCUUUCAAAUGGUAUCUGGAGUUUAGAAGUGAAGAAUCUAUUCUCCUUUUCUCUUUCUUUGUUUAUUGUUUCACUUCUCUCUCUCUCUGUUUUUUUCAAUGGACAUUUCUAGGAAAAGGAGGAGUCUGCUUAAGGUCAUCGUCCUUGGAGAUAGUGGGGUGGGAAAAACCUCUCUGAUGAAUCAAUAUGUAUAUAAGAAAUUCAGUCAACAAUACAAACCUACAAUUGGUGCUGAUUUCAUGACGAAGGAACUACAUCUUGAUGACAAGUUGGUGACUUUGCAAAUUUGGGACACAGCAGGGCAGGAAAGGUUUCAAAGCCUUGGGUCUGCGUUUUAUCGAGGAGCAGAUUGUUGUGUUCUUGUAUUUGAUAUAAAUGUUCUUCGGACAUUUGAGACACUGCACAACUGGCAUGACGAAUUUAUUAAACAGGCCGAUCCAACACGCCCUGAGAUCUUUCCUUUUGUGUUAUUGGGAAACAAGGUGGACUUAGAUGGUGGACAUAGCCGAAUGGUCUCUGAGAAGAAAGCUAGGGAAUGGUGUGCUUCAAAGGGAAACAUACCUUACUAUGAGACGUCGGCCAAGGAGGAUUACAAUCUCGAUGAAGCGUUUCUAUGCGCUGCAAAAAUUUCUCUAGACAAUGAACACGAACAAGACAUUUACUUCCAAGGUAUGUCAGAAACCAUCUCAGAAGUAGAACAAAGAGGAGGUUGUGCCUGCUAAAUAAGCUGACUAAAAAGUAAUAACAGGAUCUAUCUAAUUUGGACUAUUUCUUUUCUUUUGUAAAUUUGUUGUGAUUUAUUCAUUCUUUCCUGGAUGGGACAAAGUUCUUGUAACUAGGAUCCGUCGAAUAGACGGUAAGUUUGAUUUUCGUUACAUGGAAAACAAGGUGACACCAACCAUGUUCUAACACUUAAUAAGCCAUAAAAAUGCAUUUGCUUGCUUGACUUGUUA
Messenger RNA from Humulus lupulus (European hop), 1059 nucleotides. Its product is annotated as ras-related protein Rab7-like. Gene Ontology annotation, molecular function: GTP binding; GTPase activity. The record is from RefSeq and is a predicted model, not a curated record. The coding region runs from base 205 to 828 and encodes 207 amino acids. Gene Ontology annotation, cellular component: vacuolar membrane. The transcript is spliced from 7 exons. NCBI's taxonomy places the organism in Eukaryota, Viridiplantae, Streptophyta, Magnoliopsida, Rosales, Cannabaceae.